Molecule: messenger RNA, 2332 nt
Organism: Sardina pilchardus (European sardine)
Lineage: Eukaryota; Metazoa; Chordata; Actinopteri; Clupeiformes; Clupeidae
Gene: fzr1b
Product: fizzy/cell division cycle 20 related 1b
Exons: 14
Coding region: 266-1726 (486 amino acids)
Biological process (GO): positive regulation of anaphase-promoting complex-dependent catabolic process; positive regulation of ubiquitin protein ligase activity; anaphase-promoting complex-dependent catabolic process
Cellular component (GO): anaphase-promoting complex
Molecular function (GO): anaphase-promoting complex binding; protein binding; ubiquitin ligase activator activity
Source: RefSeq, a predicted model, not a curated record
GUCGCCAUCUUGAUACAGAUAUAAACAUUGGAAGACCCUUCAGCGAAAGAUUUUGGGUAGUGACAUUUCACGCCUUGGGAAUGAUCGUCAGUUUAACUGUAACAAGACGACUGGAUCGUUCUGUUUUAUACUUGGACAUUUUAAGUUAUGCACAUGACAGUUUUUGCUCUCAUACCUAACGUGACUGUGUGAACGACAGAGGAAUGGGAGGUCUAAAGGGAGGGAGAGACUGAGGGGGAGCGCGUGCUGCUUAAAGUUUCUAGAAAUGGAUCAGGAAUAUGAAAGACGCCUACUGAGGCAAAUCAAUCAUCAGAAUCUUCCCGAGGGUCAAUUGGCUAAGUCUGGUUAUGCAGCAUGCAGUCCUGUCAGUAUCAAGUCAGGAGACAGAUUCAUUCCUACUCGUGCUGGGAGUAACUGGAGCAUCAACUUCCAUUAUGCCAAUGAAAACUGCCGGUCUCCCAGUCAAAAUCACAGAUCUAAAGAUUCCUCAGCAGACACAGGCAAAGAUGCAGUGGCAUAUGCGGCACUGCUGAGGAACGAGCUGCUGGGCGCGGGCAUCGAGACAGUUCCUGAUCCACACACAGACGACCGUCGCCACGCCGUCCUCUCCCAGGACACACAUAGCCUCUUUAAGUAUUCAGUGCAAUCAAAGAGAGUGCCUUUUGACAGCGGCAAUGAAGUUUCUCCAUACUCUCUCUCCCCACUCAGCAAUAAGAGCCACAAGCUCUUGCGAUCUCCCCGUAAGCCGGCCCGCAAGAUCUCUAAGAUCCCCUUUAAGGUGCUGGACGCCCCCGAGUUGCAGGACGACUUCUACCUCAACCUAGUGGACUGGUCAGCGGGGAACCUGCUGAGCGUGGGCCUCGGGGCAUGUGUGUACCUGUGGAGCGCUUGCACCAGUCAGGUGACCAGGUUAUGUGACCUGUCUGUGGAUGGAGACUCUGUUACGUCUGUGUGUUGGAAUGAAAGGGGUAGCCUGGUUGCUGUGGGAACGCACAAGGGAUUUGUGCAGAUAUGGGAUGCAGCGGCCAGUCGGAAGCUGACCUGCCUCGAGGGUCAUUCUGCUCGUGUAGGCGCGUUGGCUUGGAAUGGGGAGCAGCUGUCGUCGGGCAGCCGGGACCGCGUGAUCCUCCAGAGGGACAUCCGCACCCCCCCUUCAGCCGAGCGCCGACUACAGGGCCACCGGCAGGAAGUCUGCGGCCUCAAGUGGUCGCCUGACCACCAGCACCUCGCCUCAGGGGGCAACGACAACAAGCUGCUGGUGUGGAACAGCUCCAGCCUGCUCCCUGUGCAGCAAUACAGUGACCACCUGGCGGCGGUCAAGGCCAUCGCGUGGUCCCCCCACCAGCACGGGCUGCUGGCGUCGGGCGGGGGCACCGCUGACCGUUGCCUCCGCUUCUGGAACACGCUGACGGGCCAGGCCCUUCAGAGCACUGACACUGGCUCCCAGGUUUGCAACCUGGCCUGGUCUAAACACGCCAAUGAACUGGUGAGCACGCACGGCUACUCUCAGAAUCAGAUUCUGGUGUGGAAGUACCCCUCACUCACACAAGUAGCCAAGCUCACAGGGCACUCCUAUCGGGUCCUUUACUUGGCCGUUUCUCCAGAUGGGGAGGCCAUUGUGACGGGAGCAGGAGACGAAACCCUGAGGUUUUGGAACGUCUUUAGUAAAACACGAUGCACCAAGGAGUCCAAAUCUGUAUUAAACCUCUUCACCAGGAUACGAUAGUGACGGUAGAGGAGACACGGUCAUCUGCAUGACUGGACAACAAGGAAGCACUUCACUGUACUUGUCUGGGGAAAAUGCCUGAUCUGCAAAGUCAACUCAGUUUCAUGAGCUGUGAUUUAGGAAGUGGGAGAAAAAUAAAAAUGAAAAACAAGCAAACAAAAUUCCUACUCCAUUCCUUGUCCUAAACUCGCUGAAAUGGUGAAGGCAUUGACCCCAGGCCUGAAAGAAAAGCUCAUACACUUGACCUGUGAACUCCAACCCCGAUGACCUUUUCUACUGUCAAGGACUGUCCACCAAUCCUGGCUCUCUCUGAAGCGAUGUCAUUCAUUUACUCACACCUGCCGAAUGGGGACUUUUUCAGUUGAAUAUCCGUCUUCUUUUUACUGUACGUUGUGAAUGUCAACAGAUAUGUUUUAUUACAUGAGUAGAAGUAUUAAUCAAAAUAUUAAACUAUAUAUAAACAGUGGGUUGUGUCUUGCGAUGAAUGCGAGGCACAAGACUUGUGACCUUCUCGUGAGAUUUUUCUAUAUUUUGAUAAGUGUACACAGUAUGACAUAAGCUAUCAUGCAAUCUUCUACAACAGAAUAAAUACACUACUUCCGUGAA